AUGAACGAAUAUAAGUUACGGCCAUACACAGUGAAAAGCACCGGAACCCGUCCGAUCUCCGAAGUUAAGCCGCUGAUGGCCCAGUCAGUACUAUGGUUGGGGACAACAUGGGAAUACUGGGUGCUGUAA
This is a messenger RNA of Dentiscutata erythropus, 129 nucleotides long. The record is from the annotation of a GenBank genome assembly. NCBI's taxonomy places the organism in Eukaryota, Fungi, Glomeromycota, Glomeromycetes, Diversisporales, Gigasporaceae.